Messenger RNA from Pelagomonas calceolata, 1768 nucleotides. The record is from the annotation of a GenBank genome assembly. Lineage: Eukaryota; Pelagophyceae; Pelagomonadales; Pelagomonadaceae.
AUGGGAGCCGGCGCCUCGGCCCAAUUCGGCCCAGCCCUCGACGCGGCGGCGGCCAAGCCCGCCGACGGCUCCGAUCUCAGAGAUUUCAACACCGCAAAGGCGGAAGCAGUCCAGCUGCGACGGACGCUCGCGGCGCUGCGGUACCAGGUCAACGCCCAGGGCCAGGGCGCGACCGCCUGCUUCGAGCACCUCCACGACGGCAUGCAGCAGUGGACGCGAUACUCGCCCGAACAAUCGUGCUUGAUCGCCACGGCGCUCGCGGGCAACCCCGACGCUAUUAUACAGCUCCCGGGCCUACCAUUUUCGGUAAAAUGCGGCCGUAACGCGACGGCCCAAGGCAUGCCGGUGGCGCCGGACUCGGGCCUGCUCCAGGUGAACAACAACUCGGGCGCCUGCCGCAUCGUCCGCGUGGCGCUGGGCACGGCGCCGGCCUACGCGCAGAAGACGGCUUCUGGCGCUUUCCAGCCGCUCACGCCGGCGCAGAACGCGCUCAUCGCGUCGGCCGUCGCCUCGGCGCCGCACGGCGGCGCCAAGGCCGUGGGCCCGGGCUUCGAGAUCCGCUGGGGUACGAAUGCUACGACGCCCACGUACCCGCAGCCGCCGCACACGGGUCUGAUAUUAGUGGGCCCGCAGGGCGGCUCCACGGUGAUCCGCGGGCAGUGGGGCCCGCUGCCCGUCUUCGCCGGAGGCCCGCGCGGGCCGUCCAUGCCCCCGGUUUAUGGUGGAGGUGGCGGCGCGCCGGCGGCAUACGGUGGCGGCGGCCACCCCUUCGCCGGCGGCGGCGGCCCCGGCUUCGUCGGCCCCGUGCCGGGCCAGCGGCCGGGCGGCGCCGUGCCGGGCCAGGCGCCUGGAGGCCCGGCGCCGGGCCCGCAGGCGCCGCCGGUCCAGAAGGAGGGGCAGGCGUCGGGCGGCGGCCUGGGCGUCGGUGGGGCUGUGGCAGCGGGCGUCGUCGGCGGCGCCGUCGGCGCGGGCGUCGUCAUGGCGGCGGCCAACCCGGGCGCCAUUGUAGACGGCGCUAAUGCCGCAAGCCAAUGGGCCGGACAGAAUAUCGCGUCGGACGCGCAAGUCAUCGGCGCUGCGAACGACGUCGCGCAGUGGACGGGCGGCGCCGCGCAGGACGUCGGACAGUGGGGAUCGAACGUCGCCGCGCCUGGGAUCAACAACGCCGUAUCGGACGUCGGACAAUGGGGCUCGAACGUUGCCGCGCCUGGGAUCAACAACGCCGUACAGGACGUCGGACAAUGGGGCUCGAACGUCGCCGCGCCUGGGAUCAACAACGCCGUAUCGGACGUCGGACAAUGGGGCUCGAACGUCGCCGCGCCUGGGAUCAACAACGCCGUAUCGGACGUCGGACAAUGGGGCUCGAACGUUGCCGCGCCUGGGAUCUCAGGGGCCGCAAAUGCGGCCGGCGACUGGACCGCGGGCGCCGCGGGCACUGCAGGCGACUGGACGGCGGGCGCGGCGGGCGACGUCGGACAGUGGACGGCUGGCGCCGCCAACGUUGCCGGCGGUGGUAUUGUUAACGCCGCCGACGCGACCGGGGGCGCAUUUGCCGUCGCGGGCGACUGGACCGCAGGCGCUGCAAUGGACUCGGGCCAGGCGAUCGGCGGCUUCGCCGUCGACGCGGGCCAGGCCAUAGGCGGUGUUGGCGGCGAUGUCGGCUCGGCCAUCGGCGACGUCGCGGGCGCCAUCGGUUCGGCCUUGGGCUUCUGAGCACCCUUUCCUUCCUCCCUUCGACGUUUCGAAAUCCAAUAACUUCCUUACUCCU